CACUUGACAAAAUAGCGACAUAAUUCAGGAUUAAUUACUUUUUAAUAAUAUUUUAACAUUUACGAGAAAAUGUGGUUCAAAUAAGUGUGAAGUAUGGCCGAGAUUUGGACCAAAAUCAGCUAUACUGGUUCCCGAGGGUGACAAAAUUCAAACUAAGUGCUUUUGUAGCUGACAUAAUUAUGACAUAAAUUAGGUAUAACUUUUGAACUGUGUCGAUAUGGGUCUCGGCCGUACUUCACACCCACCCUUCAAACUUAUGCUGAGCAAAUCUUGGUCUAUCCAUAAGACUUUUGAUGGUACGGUGUGAAUAUAUCCGCAUUGGGUUUCUACCCGAUACACUAGUUGACUUCUCUAAUUGUGAGAGUGUUGUUUUCUGCAGACUACUGUUUAAAAACAUUAAAUUAUAGCAAAUCUCUCCGUGUUUUGAAAAUUUAUUGCUCUGUUAUACGAAUUUACUCGACUAUUUAAAACUCGUCUAAAAAACAAAAACAAAAAUAAUAAAAAUGUCAAUUAUUCUAAAAUGUGCAGUAAAUAGCUGUCAGAGUGUUAAUAACAAGCUUUUUCGAUGUCCACAAUCUAGAAAUCAAUCAAAGAAAUGGAAGACAAUAUUAGGAGUGUCAGAUAAGGACUUCUAUGUCUGUGAAUUGCAUUUUGAUGCUCAAUUUAUAACUUAUGAAAAAGUUUUGAGUGAUCAAGCAGUUCCAACAAUAUUCAUCAAUGACAAGCUACUCGUUAAUCAAUACUGUGUAUGCUGCUCGAGUCUCAUUAAUGAGGGACAUCAGAUUGAUCAGUUGCAUCUAGAAAUCUACAGGAUGCUGUUUUAUAACUUUGAUCUUAAUGGAGAGUAUAUGUGCUCAAACUGUAAUGAAAAGAUGAUACAAAUCAGUGACUUUAUCAAGAUUGUCGAGGAUAAUCGGAGAAAUUUUGAGUCGAUGGAUUUCGAUUUGAAGGAACCGUUAAUAAAGAUUGAGCCUGAAGAGUAUGGCAUCGUCGAAGAAAAAGAAACUAAGCCAAUUGAACAUGAUACUAUUUUUGUAAAAACUGAAUAUUACAGUCAAUCAGAACAGGAAUUUGAAUCAGAAUCAGAAUCUAAUGAAAAGCCUAAAUCGAAACCAAAAAGAAUAAGAACGAGAAUGAGAAUUAGAACGUGUGAAAUCUGCAAGUUUACAAGUUUUGAUCGAGAUGAAUUUGUUAAGCACAUCAAAGUAAUUCAUGGAUCAGAUAGGAACACAGAUGAGCCUGAAUAUGAUUUAAAACUUGAAAUUGAUGAUCCUCAUGCAUUUGUUGGAAUCAAGCAGUCUAAAGAAUGUGAUAUUUGUAGAGAAGUCUUUACUGACAGACAACUGCUCAUUGAGCAUUUUAAGGCACAUUUUGAUAAGGAUAGAAUCUAUGUUUGCCCAUAUUGCGAAAAGAACUGUAAAGGAAUUGUCAUGCUUGGUUUUCACAAGAAUCUAAAUCAUAAAGAAAAUAAGUAUUAUUGUAUAUGUCAUAGAACUUAUGAUCGUGAAGUUGUCAUGAAGAGAUGCAAGAAAGUGCACCAAAAAACACUCGUUGACACAAAAUAUAUCUGCGAUGAAUGUGAUUCAUAUGUUGCAUUUGGUGACAGCUUAAGGCUUGGACAUCAUAAGACUAAAAUGCAUGGAAAUGGAACGAAAUAUUGGUGUACAGUAUGCUUAAAUUCGUAUUCAAAAGAGGACUUUAUUAAGUGUAUGAGGAAGCAUCGAGAUGUAAUUGCUACAAUUCCUAUAAAAUGCCCAGAUUGUGAGAAAACGAUGCAAUACCUACGAUUUAGAGAUCAUCAUAAAGAAAGACAUGUAGGUGUGAGGAAUGAAAUAUGUGAAGUUUGUGGACUUGUAUUUUCAUCAAAACCAGCGCUUAGCAUGCAUAAAAGAACUAAGCACGCAGCUCCUAAAAUCAAUAUAAUUUGCGAAUGUGAUAUUUGUGGAAAUACGUUAAAUUCAAAAGGCUCUUUAUUAGCUCACAUGAGUAAGCAUCGAAAUAACGAGACUUUUGAGUGUCCAAUAUGUUUAAAAAGAGAUAUACCUAUUUAUGAUGAUCAUAUGAGAAAGUACCAUCCAAACAAUUACGAUAGUGGAGUUCGAGUCAAUCCAUUAACAAAUCUUUAUCACUGUCCAACGUGUGUACAGAACUUUAGUAGCUUAAAAUUUUAUGAUCGACAUGUACAACGUAAUAACUGCUCCAUUGUCGGUGAAUGUGAAGUGGAUGUCACUAAGAAAGUCGGUUCUAGAACUGUAGGUCGUUUCCCUUGUAAAUCAUGUAAAUGUGUUUUGAAAUCAAUUCUUAGGCUUAAAGUACACAUGAAUCAAAUGCAUUCUGGCGAACUACAAUGUCCAGUCUGUAAUAAAAUGUAUAAGAAUAGGAAGCAACUUGGAAAGCAUGUACGAAGUCAACAUCAAAUGUCAAUGAGGGAUUUUAAUAAAGCGGAAGGAACCAAUUAGAGACAUUACUUAUUUAUCUAUGUGCUUUAUGUUUUAAUAAAAUUGUCUGGAUAAUUGAGAAUAAAGGUUUUCUAAUUUCAAAAUUGAAAACGUUACAAAUUAUGCGAUUUUGAUAACAUUUGUAAGU
Chironomus riparius is the source of this 2586-nucleotide messenger RNA. The record is from the annotation of a GenBank genome assembly. Lineage: Eukaryota; Metazoa; Arthropoda; Insecta; Diptera; Chironomidae.